Patiria miniata (bat star) is the source of this 10177-nucleotide messenger RNA. RefSeq lists its product as uncharacterized. The coding region runs from base 258 to 8501 and encodes 2747 amino acids. NCBI's taxonomy places the organism in Eukaryota, Metazoa, Echinodermata, Asteroidea, Valvatida, Asterinidae. The transcript has 26 exons. Gene Ontology annotation, biological process: interstrand cross-link repair; double-strand break repair via synthesis-dependent strand annealing; replication fork reversal. The record is from RefSeq and is a predicted model, not a curated record. Gene Ontology annotation, molecular function: four-way junction helicase activity; four-way junction DNA binding; ATP binding.
GUUAGGGAAGGAACCAGUCUAAACCUGUACACGUUUUGCGGGAAAAUCGUUUUGGACUCUGCAUGCAGCUAUGCACCAGACUUUGGCUGUUGCGUGAAAUGCGGAAGUUCUAAACCCAGCAAUGUCUGCCAGUGCCACGGCGCCAGAUUAACAGCCCGCAGGUUGAGGAAAAACAAUGAAGCAUUCUCCAAGAAAAAUCGAGUGACUAUAGUGGACAGAAUCUCUCUGUACAGGACUAGCGGUGCAAAAGUCAAACAAUGAGUAAACAACAAACCCUGUUCCAUCACUUUGCCAGUGGAACAAAGACCAAAAGCCCUAGAAAAGAAAAUGGUAAUGUUACUCUUCAACCAGCAAGAGGUCAGGAGGCCAUCAACCAGGACGAUGUCACAGAGAACUUUGACGAUGACCUUCUCUUGGCUGCUUGCCAAGACUGGGAAGAAACCACACUUAUCCACCCGGCCAACGAGAGCAGUAUUGACAGGGCUUCUAAGCAAGAUCAAGCUCAACAGAACGUUCCUUGGAAGACCCGGUUACCAUCAGGACAAUCCCCCCAGAAUCAGCCUGUUCCCACGGCAACCCAGUUGGAGGACCUUCCGGGAUUCGACGCAUCCGCCGGAGAGAUCUGGAUCUACCCAACUAAUCUCCCAGUCCGAGACUACCAGUACAACAUCGUUCAGCAGGCGUUGUUCAGAAACACCAUGGUGUCGCUGCCCACGGGGCUGGGCAAGACGCUUGUGGCCGCAGUGGUCAUGUAUAACUUCUACCGCUGGUACCCAGAAGGCAGGGUGGUUUUCAUGGCUCCCACCAAGCCCUUGGUAGCUCAACAAAUCGAGGCUUGCCACAACGUGAUGGGCAUUCAACAGUCUGAUAUGGCUGAGAUGACAGGUAAUAUGCCACCAGCUGAACGCCAGAAGGCGUGGCACAAAUGCCGCGUGUUCUUCCUGACUCCUCAGGUCCUGAUGAAUGACUUGAGUCGCAGGGCGUGCCCGACGCAGCUAGUCAAGUGUGUGGUGGUUGAUGAAGCCCACAAGGCGCUGGGAAACCAUGCUUACUGCCAGGUUGUGCGGGAGUUGUCCAAGUAUUCCAGUGAGUUCCGAGUAUUGGCUCUAAGUGCUACACCAGGCAGUGAUCUCAAGGCAAUCCAGCAGGUCCUUACCAACCUGCUCAUCUCCCAUAUCGAGAUACGCUCAGAGGACUCCAUUGACAUCCAACGCUACGUCCACGAACGUAAAGUGGAGAAGGUUGUGGUUCCACUGGAUGAAGAGCUCAAAGCUGUCCGGGAUCAGUACCUGCGGAUUCUGAGUGUGUACGUCGGUCGGUUGACACGCUGUGGAGCCCUGUAUAACAAAGACCCGGCCAGCUUGACCAAGUUCCAGAUCCUGCAGUCUAGAGAUGCCUUCCGUCAAGACCCGCCCCCUCAGGUCAAGUCUCGCGGUGUCGUGGAGGGUGACUUUGCCAUAUGCAUCAGCCUCUACCACGGCUUUGAGUUGCUCCUCCAGCACGGCCUACGCUCUCUCUACAGCUUCCUCCAUAGUACCGUGGACAGCGACAAGGGAUUCUCCCGAACUCGACAGGAGCUUCUGAGGAACGCGGAGUUUGUCCAGCUGAUGGAUGCGCUCAGGGAUAAGUUUGGCGGAGGAGAGGAGACUGAUGGGUUGACAAAUAGGAGUGGGCUCUUCUCCGUACCAGGGACACCUAGAGUCAAAGAGGUGAAGCCGUACGUCACCAGCCACCCGAAGAUGGCCAAACUACAAGAAAUUGUUCUGGAACAUUUCCGACGGUUUUCAGCUAAUAAAGCAGAAUCUCCAAGCGCUGACAGGCCAUCCACAAGUAAACAGCAUCCGCAACCCGCGGCGCCCCAGUCCACACGAGUCAUGAUCUUCGCUCAGUAUCGGGAUAGCGUGAACGAGAUCGCGGAGAUGUUGAACAGGCACAGGCCCCUGCUGCGUUGCAUGGGGUUUGUAGGGCAGGCAUCCACCGGCAAGAACAGCAAGGGAAUCAGCCAAAAGGAACAGCUCAGGGUUGUCAAGGAGUUCAGGGAGGGCGGCUACAACACUCUAGUCUGCACCUGUGUAGGGGAGGAAGGCCUGGACAUCGGUGACGUUGACCUGAUCGUCUGCUACGAUGCCCACAAGAGCCCCAUCCGCCUGGUGCAACGGAUGGGACGGACCGGUAGGAAGCGCCAAGGACGCAUUGUCAUGCUGGUCACUGAAGGAAAGGAGGCGGCUAUUUACGACAGGAGCCAGUACAGCAAGAAGGGCAUCGUUAAGGCUCUGCAGGGCAAUGCCCGAUCCCUCCAGCUGUACCCUAACAGCCCUCGCAUGGUGCCCCGGGGUCUCAACCCAGCACCCCAUAAGAUGUUCAUCACCGUCAAGGCAUUCAUGAAUAAGGAAGCCAAGCGGAGAUCAGCCGUUGGGGCAAGCAGUGAGACGAGAAUGGAGUCCUUCUUAAACAAGGCGAAGAGCACCAAGAAAUCCAGUGAGUUUCUGAGCCCUGAAGAGCUGGCUUACUGGAGUGCCAACUACAAACUGGAUGCUGCCGAGAAAGAGAGCCUGCCGUCCAUGCCUGAUAGAGGGCGCUUUAUCACACUUGGGGACAAGGACAAACAGCAUUCUCGAGGAGGAAAAAGCAGUCAUCCAGAAAUGUCGCUAUCAGAGUGGUCCCCUUGGCAGAUGAGUAAGCAGCCUGUCCGACUAGUUCAGCACUCCCACCGUUGCCACCAGUUUGUAGAGCUCAUGGAGUUCAUCGACCUCCAGAACAUGACAGAGGGAGAUGACAUCUACGGUCUCGAGAUGCAAACUUACCUGGACCAGGACGACAUCAUCCGACCAAGAAAGACAGGAAUCGAGAAUUAUUGCACAAAAUUGCCGAAGGAUCCAUCCGAUGAUGGUGACCAUCUCAAGAAGGCGAGCAAGUCAAAACCGCAAGAGCCAUCUCUUCUUGAUACUGUAGAGGAGACCUCUCUCAGAUCUGUUGGUAAGAAGCCAGGACACGAGAGAGCAAAACGGAAAAAUCGGCCCAUGGAACUCAUGUCCAGCCCGUCUGAGAGCAAUCAUAGUGAUGAUUACCUCCCAGAUGUCUUCCAAGACGAGAAUGCGAAUCUGGUACUUCCUGAGGAACACAGCAAAAUAUCAACAAGUGCUGAGACAAAUGGAAUGAGGUCAGGCACAAGAAGCAAGAAGGGGAAGGCCAACGAGUCCUCUACAGCAGACAAGCCCAGAAAGCACAAACAGAAGCGCAAGCAUCUCAGACCGGUGAUGGACAGCUCCGAUGGUGAUGACGACUUUACAAGCAACCUCAGGCAGGAAAGAGCAUGUGGAGAUAUGAAGACAAUUUCUCUUGAAAGGGACCCAAAAGUGGCUUCCUCUGAAUUGGAUUCUGCAUUGGAUGAGGCUCAUGGUUCUCCGAAUCACAAGGGAACAGAUGUGAUUUAUGAUACUCCAGAACCCAUGGAUACGGACAGCGAUAAUUUCCUGAUUUUCAAAAUUCCAAAGAAAACAUCUGAGCCAGUACCAGGUAAUGAUCUUUCAAGCAGUCUUUUGAACAAAACAGAAGAUGACCUGUCAUUUAUGUUUCCGACCCAGAGCGUAUUCUUCCCAUCUUCCUCGAAAAAGGAUGACCCAAAACCCUCAGAGAUCAGGACAGGUGCAGGGAAGUCUGUGAUACCCCCACCUCCUCCUUCGCUAGCGUCACUGGACCUGCUGGAUGACAUCGACACAACCUUUAACCUAAGUCAACAUUUCCAGAGUGAAUCCAAUCAUUUUGGAGGUCAGCGAGAACCCAAAAACCAACCUACAAUACUCGCAUCCUGUGAGGGUUCUUUCAAAGUUGGAGACACUCCAUCUGUGGAGAAGCUUCAAGAAUCCCAAGCGAAUGAAUCAAAACUUGAGGAAUCUUUGGAGGAAGUUUCAUUCGGUGCUUUGAAAGACGUUAAUGGAAUUGUCUCCGAUGAGCAGUCCAAAACGUUUACUAACCGAAACCGAUCCUCGCAUGAUGGAGAUGAGGAGAUUCAGAUUGAAACAACUGAUAAUGACGAGCUUAAGAAAAACCAAUUAAAAUCUUUAGGAGAAAUUGAACCCCACUUUGACUUAAACGUGGAUUUUACAUUCAUCUCCUCUGAUGAAGAAGUUGAAAUGUCAGAACAGCAGGAUACCAACAAAGACAAAAGGUCUUCUAUUGAGAAACCGUCCAAUCGAGAUAACGAUGUUGAAGAAAUAGAUUUGGAAAACGUUGGUGAUGAUAAUCUUGAAAGUAUAUUUGGUACACCACAAGCAUUUGAUGUGGAAACCCCCAUGGUGGAGUCUACCCUUACAGCUUCAGUCAUUCCUGCUGUUAAUUUGCUUCAAGCAUUUAAGUUAGCAGGAAAAGAGACACCUUGCAAUAUCUCCAUGGCUAAAAGUAGAAAGCCCCUUCAGAGCAGGGUCUCUAAGAGACCAUCCUCAGCAACGCCAGAAACUCCCAAGUCUGGACUCGGAGCAAGGACAAAGACUUCAUUUGCUGGGAGACUUAACAGUGAUGAAACAAAUGGUCCAAGCUGUGCAGGAAAUGAAAAAUUUGACUCGAGGAGGGAGUUGGAUUUGGAGAUCCCGGAUGCAUCGAAAAUUGGAUUGUCUUCGUUGGAAGUUGGCAGGGGUCGGGUCCAGCAAGAGGAAGACCCUGCCGAGACGGAGAAGCUACGGAUGGAGGUUCUAGGAUCAGCUGAGCCAAAGUUUGACCUGGGUUUUGAUCUGGAUAGUCUUGAAGAAGAUGGCUCCGGAGAAGAGGAUGACAUUGUUGCACCCUCCCCAAACAUGGAACGGCAGCAGGAAUACAUCAACCUCAGCCAAGUUGCCAUUCCAAAGGGACAACUUGGCUCCUCUGUAUCCAGGGGGACCAACAGAUUCCAGGCAAGGAUCUCCUCCACUCCUGUUUCAAAGGCCGAUUCUCAACUCAAGUCAGUGCCCUGUACUGAUUUUCUCUCUCCAAUAGCAACAGACAGGAAGCCAGUAACAGAAGGCUGCCCCGGUUUUGAUGCUCAUCCACCAAAUUUAAGAGUGAAUGAAUCUGAGUCCUCACAAAUCACCCCAACCAAAAAUAAAGUCACUGAACCUGCAAGAAGGCAAGGACAAAUGCGUAAAAGUUUGAGUCUUAGUAAAAAGAGCCCACAGCAGCUCCAAACUGUAAAAUAUUGCGAUGUUUCAUCCCCUUCAUCCAGUCAAGUCCAACGAAAUGUAACAGAAGAUGCAUUGCCCCACCCAGCGAGAGGAACUUGUGAAGCCGAGGUGAGACAAAGCACUAACGUGAGAUUGACGGUCCUGGGAAAGAGGAAGAGUGCACCAGUCACAAAUCUGGCCGAUGAAAGUCCCAUUGGAGUAAAGCGUCGAAUGUCGGAACCGGCUAAGGCUUCUCCCAUACAGUCUAUAGUGCAUUCUAGCCCAGAUACUGGAGUGUUCAGCUUAACGGAUGCAAGAAUUGGGCCAGAUGAUCUGGGUGAGAUGGAGACUGUCGAAGGAGAAGUGAUUGUCUUGGAUGAGGAAGAUAAAAAGGAAGUGGAGGAGCCAAUAAAAGAUCAAGGCAGGAAAGGUGCAGGUCCCACUGACUAUCCUCCAGUGGACAUUGAUGAGAACGAGGAACUCAGCCAGCCUAUCCAGCGCAGGAAACGACGCAAGGCGGUGGCCUUACAAUCCCCACCGACACCUUCGUUCAAGACCCCUGUCAGGCCUGCUACUGGUGGAUCCGCCAAGAAAACAACACGUGCCAAGCCAUUGGUUUUCAGUAGUGACGAUGAUCUGGAGUCGCCUUUGAUCAGAAGGCCAAAGAAACGAAGACAGAUCAUCAUGACACCGGUUAUAGAUGAGGCUGACGAGGAUUUUAUUGAUGAGAGCUCCUGCAAGAAGGACACUUUCGUAGUCGCAACGAGAACUUCCAGCGAGAAAACACAACACACGGCGGGCAAAGACCUACAGAUGAACAGAAUCAAGAAACAGACCAAGAAGAACAAGAUUGCCUCCAGCUUUGCCCGAGGCUUUCUAGAAGAGGACGUUGUGGUCUCAGAUGGCGAGGAGUAUUCCAGUGACGAGGAGGGCAGUGAUCUGGACAACUCACUGGAAGGAUUCAUCAAUAACGCCUCCCAGCUAACCCAAGCCUCGCAGUCUAUGCUCAGGGUGGAUGACAUGCAUGCCGUCUAUAUGCAGUCAGUCCGCAGUCCAGCAGGAGGCGGCAUAUUGCAUCCCGACCGCAAUCGCUUCAAGAUGGUCCAUCUUGAAGGGCAACAACCCGUCCCAGAAGACAUGGAAAUCUUCUCCCAAGUCCCUGUCCAAGAUGAGAGCUACUACGAAAACAGUUUUGUGGUCCGUGAGGGGGAAGGGGAUGGAGGAGGGAUGCCAAGGGGAUCGAGGGAGCAAUUUGAUGAGAGCAUCUUUGAGAACACCAUCAACCCUGACAACAUCAUCUCAGCCAGACGCAGGAGGAGGAGAAACCAAGGACCAAGCCGGGCAGAGCAGAUCUUAAGGGAAGGAAGGCGGAAGGUACUCAUGUCAUCCUCAUCGACAUCAACGAGCAACGAAGAGACGGACGCGGAACAGAGAAGACGGGACAAGAAGAUGCAGUCAAGAGACAAGAGGAGGGGCCAGAAGGUAUCUGGUCUUGGUGCCACACAUUCAGUGGAGAACCCUGACUCAUCAGGAUGGCUAUCCACUGACAAGAGUAGCAAGCAAAAAUCUUCCAGUCUUGUCGGACCGAGAAGGGGACCUGUUAAUUAUCCUCAAGUUUCACCUGUGAAACGUACCAAUGUCCUCCAUUCAACGAAAGACUCUGUGAGGACUUACACUUUAGAUGGUGAAGACGAAUCUCAAGUUUUCAACGAGGAGCACAAGCAAGGUGGAUCCUUCCCAAGUCAAAGCCAGGGUUCCGUCACCCGGCACUUUCUCGCUGGGAACACACAACAGAGCAACUCUUGUCCUAAUGUGGUGCCAAAUCUGAAACCGGUAUCUGGGACUAAUAGACCAACAAGCUCCAUCAGCAAAACAGCUGAGGUUGCCAGUAAUGGACUGACAUUAGCCGAGAAGGAAAGAGCUGAACGGCUGAGGAGACAAGAGGAGAAGAAGAGAGAGUUCAUGUGGAAAAUGGAAGAGCGGAAAAGGCAACAACAGCAACAACAACACAAGCAGUCUCAGGAACAAGUACACUCUCAACAGCAGAGGGAUCAGCUAAAACCAGUUGUGCAGCACUUCCAACAACAGCCACAACAACAGCUUCAUCAAGUCAGUAGUAAGCAACAACAUCAACAACUAGAUGCACAUCAGCAGCAAACACUUCCACAGCACCAACAUCAGAAAUCUGAGAUCUUUGCUGGCAGAUCAUCUCACAGUGCAGGACCUGGCAUAAGUGAGGUGCGAUUAAAGAAGAUACAUCAACAAGCCCAAAAUUCCUCCUUGGAGCAACAUCAACAUCUGCAGCAACGGCAGAAAUUCAAACAGACCUUUGAACAGCAACAACAACCGUUAGUAAAAAAGAACAAUGUUCAGCAGCAGAAAGCUGAGAUGUAUGCUGGCAGAGCAGCUAACAGUGCAAGAGCAAGCAGUAGAGAAGUACAAGUGAAGAAGAUGCAUCCACAAGCCAAAAGCUCCUCCUUGGAACUCAGAACACCACCAAGCAGCAAUGCAAGUCUUGCUGCUUCAGCAGUGAGUGCGCCAACCCAUAAACUCAGAGGAAACACCUCUACAGUGAUUCCAGCAGCUACCAUGCAAGGAUCCAGAAGCCCUCCUAUGUCACCCAGCUCCAUGCGGCUGAUCGGUAAAAUUACACUUGCUGGGUCCCAAGACGCCGUGAAUCGAGGCAAGCCAGUCAUCCUCAUUGACUCUAAGGAACUGUCUAGCUCCUCCCACAUAGUAUCCACCCUGACCCUCAAGCAUAACCUUAAUCCUCUCAUCUGUCAACUGAGCGGAUGUGAUUACAUCGUCAGUGCCCGCAUGGGAGUUGAGAAGAAAUCCAUGUCUGAUUUUGGGAAUGGAGCCAAUAAGACCAAGUUGAUUGACAGAGUGAGGCACCUGUGUGAGCUGUUUGACAGACCCUGUAUAAUCUUGGAGAAAGAUCGGAUCAAACCAGGAGACGAGAAGAAACCAAAACAAAUAAUUCGAACCAAGUACUUUGACAGCACGUUAGCCGCUCUGAGCAAGACACACAUCAAGGUGUUAUACUCGGAUUCACUGGAUGACACUGCAAGGAUCCUGGCCGAUUUGGUCCGCAUCGAGAUGAGAAAAGGGGAGGGGCUGGCCCCACCUACUACAAGGAAUUCCACCCAGGAACAGGUCUUCAAGUUUUAUCAGUCGCUUCCUCGAGUCAACUAUGCCACUGCCUUGUCACUCAUGAGAGCAUUUCCCUGUGUUCAGCAACUCAUCAACAGUACCCCUGAGCAGCUGAAGAAAGCCGCCAACAUUUCCCACCAGAGAUCGGCGGAGAUUUGUUGUUUCUUGCAGCAUCAGUUUGACGAGCAGAUGAUAAGCUUAUCUUCUGGCAGGUGACAAGGGGGACCACGCGAACAAAUCCUACUUUCAGGAAGAAACCUCCAACAUCUGCUGCAUCACGGUCCAAGCAAAUCUCUGUCUUCAAAGUUAAGACUCCCUACUGGCAAAUUGAAUAUACCGUCCUUUAUACAUGUAGUGUGCAUUCGAGUAGCUCACCCGGAUCGACUGAGGUAAAAGCAGACGGGUUAGCCUCAAGAGCCAUGCUAAAAACGAAUGCUCAAACGCAGGCCAUCAGUUGACAUCCAUAGCCAUUGACAAAAUACCUUCAUCAGACUUUUGAGAUCUGCGGCAUUUCCGUCAAUCACAAAAGGUAACAACUUCAGUCUGGAAUUAAAGCCUCUAAAGUUGCACUGAAAUAAAUAACUAAUUAUGUUUAGAUUUCAAAAAAAGUUGAUAUUUGGGUCAACUUGAUCUUUUCUGCUGUCUGGCGCCGCUAUAUUUGUCCGUUCCUUGGAAUGACCAACUCAUGCAUGUGAGGUAUUUCCACCACUGACUCUGCUCCAUGAGAAGGGUCUGUGGUGGCUGACCCGGGUCAGCCCCGAGAAUGACGUCAGACCUAAUCGAACGGCACGGGGCUGACCUGUGUCGACCCGGGUGAGCUAAUCGAACGCACCCAAUAUAUGCCAAUACUGAAAAUGAUGUUAUACAACUGGCUCCCAUUAAAGUAAGGUACACACUUCGUUCAUAGUUGUUUUUUAAGCAGCUGAGACUGAUGGUAUUAGCCUAUUUGAGAUAUGGCGCACUCAAUAGGGGGGCGCUGUUUGCUUUGGGUAAAUACAAAAGGCUUAUCCCAAAUCAAACAGCGCCCUCCUGUUGUGUCUGCCAUAUCUCCAGUGGGCUGAUUCAAAGGGUUAAAAUCAAUAUUACUUGAUUUUCAUAUGUUAUGUUGUAUUCACCUACAUGGUUGUUAUGAAAUUAUGAAUUACAUAUCAUUCUCAGAUGUUAGGUAAAAUUAUCAUGUUAUUGCAGUAAUACAUGUAUAAUCGUGUAACUGAUUCUGAUGUGUGUGGUUUUUUCCUGUUAAAGUUUAUUUAGAUGAACUUUUAUAAGAUUAAAAGUUGAUCAACAUGCUACAGACUCUUUUAAACAUUAACACUUUUGUCUUGAAAGAGUUUAGAAACGUUUCAUCUUUGAAAGAUUUGCACCACAUGUGAGAAAAGUAUGAUGGAUGAAAAGUAAGUGCAAAUUUGAAGAUGAAUUUACAGUACAGUAAAUCAGUGCACAGAAGCUGCACAAUGUUUUAGUUUUUGUUCCAUUACAGAUAAGAAACAAAUUUACUUUCACCUUUUACUAGUUCACUGAUGAACACAACUGAAUCAAACUGUUAGAACAGACGUGCCUUUGUACAACACUCAGAUGAACCCCAUCUAUGGAAACUGCCUGCCUUGGGGUAUUGUUUGUUUCUGUAGAAGUAGGGUGAAUUCAUUGAAACAAUACUGCAAAAUGUUUAAGACUCUUUGACUGGGAAUUUAAUUUACAGGCAUUAAAGGUAAUGGACACCGUCUGCCAAAAAGUGCAGUAAGUCUUAUUAGAAAUGUCUUUAUUAAAAACUCAAGUGUCAAAAUUUCAACUGGUAGCUAUUACACUUGUUGAGAAAAUCAUGAAAGAGCAUCUUCAUUUUUUUCAAAGCAAAGCAAGGUUUCCGAUGAAAGCCCUCCCUUCCAAAAUGUUGA